Molecule: messenger RNA, 1835 nt
Organism: Trichoderma asperellum CBS 433.97
Lineage: Eukaryota; Fungi; Ascomycota; Sordariomycetes; Hypocreales; Hypocreaceae
Biological process (GO): transmembrane transport
Cellular component (GO): plasma membrane
Molecular function (GO): transmembrane transporter activity
Source: RefSeq, a predicted model, not a curated record
CCAGGCAAUGUGUUUAAUUGGUUUGCUUUCUACGAAUAACAAUGGAUAUUAUCACAGUCUCUGAGCCUCAAGUAACAGUUGCUGUGUCUUCGGCAGAACCUUUCGCUAUGGAAGUUCCUUUCAGCGACCGCCCCGUUGAACCGCUCAAUCUUAUAGACCGCCCAAAGGUUCGCACAACAUUGCGGUUAUACGCCAUCUUAUCAGCGCUAUAUCUCAGCCUCUUCAUCGCUGCCCUCGAUCAAACAAUUAUCGCCAUAUCUAUUCCCACGAUAUGCGCCGAUCUGCGCUCCGCGUCGGGCUACGUAUGGGUUGGUGGCGCUUAUCUUGUAGCGAAUGCAGCUGCAGGCCCAAUCUGGGCAAAAUGUAGCGAUAUCUGGGGUCGCAAGCCCAUGCUCCUUAUAGCUGUCGGUAUUUUUGCUGCUGCCAGCAUAGUAGCAGCGUUAAGCGUCAACAUGCCAAUGCUGAUUGCUGCAAGAGCACUGCAGGGCACAGCUGGCGGUGGCCUAAUGCAACUGGUGACCAUCACAAUCUCAGAUCUCUUCAGUGUGCGAAAGCGAUCACUAUAUUUGGGAUAUGCGGGGUUCGUGUGGGCUCUGGCUGGAUCCGCUGGGCCGCUAAUUGGAGGGGCUUUUACGCAGUUCAAGACCUGGCGGUGGUGUUUCUGGAUAAACCUUCCGAUCUCUGCGAUUGCAUUCGUGCUGUUGCUUCUGUUGGAUGUCCACAACCCGCGCACAAAACUGGGCGAAGGCAUGAGAGUCAUUGACUGGUUAGGGACAUUCUCCAUCCUGGCAAUAACUCUUUUACUUCUUAUUGGGCUGGAUUUCGGCGGCGCUAUAUUCCCCUGGAGCAGCCCAAAAGUUAUUUGUUUGGUUGUAUUCGGAAUCCUGAUGAUCGGUUUCUUCGUGUUUAGCGAACAACGUUUGGCUAAAUAUCCCCUAAUGCCUCUGGCCAUGUUUAGAAACUGGUCAAAUAAUGCUAUUUUCCUUGUUGUGUUUUCACAUGGCAUGGUACUCGUUGGCAUCGAAUAUUACAUGCCACUAUACUUCCAAGGAGUGCGGCAAACCUCGCCUUUCGGGGCUGGUGUUUUACUAUUACCGCUGAUAGUAACACAAGCUGUCAUAGAAACAAUCUCUGGCGUUUUGAUCGAUCGCACAGGACGCUACAGGGAGAUCACAUGGGCCGGUAUGACACUUAUGACGAUAGGGACAGGGCUGUACAUUACUCUUGGGUCCGGCACACCGGUAGCCAAAGUGGUCGGGUUGCAAAUCUUUGGCGGUCUGGGACCUGCCCUUCUCUUCCAAGGGCCCAUAAUUGCGAUUCAGAGCACUGUUAGCCAGGCCGAUACUGCGGCAGCCACAGCGUCCCUGGGCUUCAUCCGCAAUCUUGCCAUGGCACUAUCCAUUGUGGUGGGUGGUGUGGUAUUCCAAAACAGUAUGGAUAGCCGCCAAUCAUCCCUUGCUGCUGCUGGCCUCAGCCAAUCUCUUAUGGAAGCUCUAUCUGGUAGUAUGGCAGCCGCAAAUGUGGGCAUUACGCGCACAAUUCAGGACCCUUCGCAGCGUCAGGUUGUCCUCGAAGCUUUCGCUUUCAGUGUGAGGAAUUUAUUUAUAUUGUAUGCAUGCGUAGCAGCCAUUGGGUUGAUGUCUAGCGUAUUCAUAAAGCACCGAGUUCUUAAGACUGAACAUACGGAGACAAAGACAGGUAUAAAUUAAUGGUUAAAAUAUGAGCGCGGGAACGUUUCUAAGUUCUAUUGAAAAUAUACUAUAAUAUUUCAAUACAAGCUAUUUUUGGAUAGCAUUACCAAGCGAGUGCUCAAUUGACAAGCUGGUAAUCUUGAC